This is a messenger RNA of Fomitopsis serialis, 1079 nucleotides long. RefSeq lists its product as uncharacterized. The record is from RefSeq and is a predicted model, not a curated record. The transcript has 3 exons. Lineage: Eukaryota; Fungi; Basidiomycota; Agaricomycetes; Polyporales; Fomitopsidaceae. Bases 228 to 827 code for a protein of 199 amino acids.
CUGGUGUCGUAGAUCUUAGAUCUCACACGCCCGCUAUAUAUCAUACGCGCAGUUGAGAUGUUGAGGGUGCAAACUAUCAACGACUCGUCCGCUCUCCAAGCACCACUCCUGUCGCAUAUCUCGUCCACAUAUCAUCGCCCCAUUCGACUACGUUCAAGUGUCAUCGUACAUCCCCUGACAUACACACACUUGCUACCUGCUUGCUUCAUCGUUGUUGCGUCAAUAUCAUGUCGCGCAGCCUCUCUCAAGACGACCUCGUGGGCGAAGACAUCUGUCGUGACAUGCAGGAACUCCAAAUUGCGGAUUCCGAGUCGGACCCGACGCCCUUGAACCUUCACGAGGAAGAACAAGAACAAGAUGCAAUGUCGUUGAUCGUCAUGCCGACUGAAACAAAGCUCAUGUCCUCCCGUCAAAAGUAUUACGGUUGGGCGUUUGGCCUUCAUACCCCGUUGCAGUAUCUGCGGAAAACGGAUGCGAUCCUUAACCUCUCGACCAUGCCCUGGCAAGCCCUUCGUACAUAUUUCGAGGGUCGGGAGAAAAUCCAUUACCGCGAUCUGAAGGACGAAGAUGUGCAGCAACAAUGCGAAUGGCUGGACCGAUGUGCCUACAACGAUAUCGAGCUUUACCUCCAACAGCGUUACUGUUGUCUAUUGAGCAUUUUCGUCCCAGACUCAAACGAAUACCCUUUUGCUAUGGCAAUACGAGCCAUUGGCCCACAGGAGGGGUCUGAUGUACACGAAAGCUUGUCCAGAAUGGUCGACGAAGUGGGCAGUGCUUUGGAAGGUUUGAAAGCCAGUCAAGCAGAGUGGUGGAACGCGAUCGUCUAGCGAGAAGGCUUAGGUGGCUGUGUAUUUCGAACUACAAUGUUUUGGGCGAGCGUGUCAUUGUUACGCAGUCUACCUCGACGUGGACUUGAUUGAUAUGUUUUCCUUUCGGUUUCUUCGAGGCUUGUUCUGCUCAGGCCGUACUCGCAGUCUCUCCAGUCAUGGAUGGAUGCUGAAGCGAUCUCAUCGUGUGUCAUACUACAGUUGAUGUUGAAAACAAAGACAAGGCGCACAAAGAGCGCUGCGUUGAUCCGA